ACGAGAUGUCGACGUACAAACUUCCUAAAUAUAAGUAUGUUGCUGAAAUAGGUCACAACAUUGAUUAAAGAUUAUGUAUAAAUAAAUAUUGGGAAACGUAAACUUGCUGAUAAUUUUUGUGUAAGUUCAAAGUGCGUUUAACUGUUCUAACCUCUAAGUAAUUUUAUUCAGAACGUUUGUGUUUUAACCUAAAAGACGAUUUAGAAUUUUAUUUAUUUUCAAUGUAUAAACCAAGAUUUUUAACACGAAAUAUAUUUUCAGGCGUGGGAAAUUUGAAUGUUUUCUCGCAAAACAUUUCCAAUGAAGUGCAUCCAUUAAAAAUCGAGAAAGCCCUGAUAGUCUCCAAAUUAUCCAGAUAUGAAUCCGAGAAACGAAUCUACAGCAAUUGCAGCGAACACGAGUUAGAGAAGAUACUGCGAAAAAGGGGCACGAAUUACGAGAAACUCGUAUCUUUCCACGAGCUACACAGAAACUUCGAAAACAACCUAACUGAAACCCUGAAUCGAUUCGGCACUGAAGUGGAAGUUGUAAAUAGAUACAAUUUAACAGAAGAGAAAGUAGAUGAUGCGGAUAUCAUAAUCCCCAUCGGAGGUGAUGGCACCUAUCUUUUAGCUUCCAGCAGGGUCCGGAAUAAUAAAAAACCAGUAAUCGGUUUCAACUCAGAUCCCAGUAGAUCAGAAGGAUGUCUGUGCUUACCCAGCUGGUGUUCUUUAGAUAUCAAAAAAAGCCUCGAAAAGUUACAACGGGGCCAGUUUAAAUGGCUCAUGCGCAAUAGAAUAAGAACAACUAUAGAGAACAACGAAGGGGACAUGUUGAAUCCCAAAUGCUUGCACGACAUCAAAGGGUACUCCUUGCCCACGUUUCAAACCGGAGAGAAAAACGUAUUGCCAGUUCUAGCCCUUAAUGAGGUGUUUAUGGGCGAGACAUUGUCAGCACGAGUGUCGCAUCUGCAGCUGAGAUUGAACGGAUCGCAGGACAAAACGGAUUUGAAGUGCUCGGGGAUAUGCGUUUGCACGGGCACCGGUUCCACGUCGUGGCACUUAAGUAUUAACAGGCUGUCCACUCAAUGCAUCGCGGAGCUGCUGAGGCUAAUCGACUUGGACUCGUCGGAGGAGAAGGACGGCUUGGCGAAAUCCUUGUCCGAUUUGUACAACCGGAAUCUCAUGUUCGCGCCCGAGGACAAGAGAAUGGGUUACACGAUUCGAGAUUUGAUAUCGUCGGGCGUUUGGCCGAAUCCCAAGGGAAUCAAGCCGAGGGGAUUCGCGACGGGCGUUGAGGUGCAGUCCCAUUGCUUCGAGGCUAUGCUGGUGGUGGAUGGUGGCGUGUCGUUUCCCUUCAACGAUGGGGCAAUCGCGAAACUGGAAAUCCGGCCGGAGGACGCACUGAGAACCGUAGUUUUUAAGGAAUAAAACCUAAUUUUUAACCCAAGUUUACUUGAAGAUGUUUUAAAUAUUCUAAAAUUUACAAACGAUGCAUUUUGACUACCAAAGAAAUCGACAUGCUGUCCCCCAUUUGUGAUAUCUGUAAUCUUUUCACUUGUUGAUAACGCUGAGAUUGUAAUGUAAGAUUCACUUAAAUUUUAUUUACGUUUUUGAUACAAGUAUGUACUCUCCAAAUUCGAAAAACUAUUAGUAUUAUUUGCGGAAAAAUAUUUUUAACUGUACCUAAUAUUAAGGGACAACUAUAAACUGCUCUAAGGUGAUUUUAUUAGUUUAAGUUCCAUUUUAAAUAAAAUAUUUAAUUUAACGCGGGUUUUAUAUGGAAAAAUUAGCAUUCGCUACAAUUCCAGUUUUCCUAAACUACCAAUUAAGUUGAUGCUGGGCAGAGCUUCUGUGAUUAUACCUGUUCCCACGGUGACAUUGUUUUCUCGAAUUGUGAACUGCUGGCCCGGCAACAUAACCAUCUUCUUUAACAAUGUUAACGAAACAGAUCCAUGUUCACCAGGCAUUAUCAUAUCCACGUUAUCCACUGAAAUAUAUACAGGGUGUAAAUUA
Messenger RNA from Phyllotreta striolata, 1994 nucleotides. NCBI's taxonomy places the organism in Eukaryota, Metazoa, Arthropoda, Insecta, Coleoptera, Chrysomelidae. The record is from the annotation of a GenBank genome assembly.